This is a messenger RNA of Gracilinanus agilis (Agile Gracile Mouse Opossum), 4047 nucleotides long. RefSeq names its product ring finger and CCCH-type domains 1 (gene RC3H1). The record is from RefSeq and is a predicted model, not a curated record. Gene Ontology annotation, molecular function: metal ion binding. Bases 100 to 3504 code for a protein of 1134 amino acids. Lineage: Eukaryota; Metazoa; Chordata; Mammalia; Didelphimorphia; Didelphidae. The transcript is spliced from 19 exons.
UUUAAAAAACAAACAAACUUUUUUUUUUUUGAAAGAUUUUGAUUCCAGUGGAAUCUGUGCUUUAGAUUUUUUGUGUUGUGAAUUGUAACUACUUAAGCAAUGCCUGUACAAGCUCCGCAAUGGACGGAUUUCCUCUCCUGCCCAAUUUGCACUCAGACAUUCGACGAAACGAUCCGAAAGCCUAUCAGCCUUGGCUGUGGCCACACUGUCUGCAAGAUGUGCCUGAACAAGCUUCACCGCAAGGCGUGCCCCUUUGACCAGACCACUAUUAACACCGACAUAGAGCUCCUGCCUGUGAACUCGGCCUUGCUGCAAUUAGUGGGUGCUCAGGUUCCUGAGCAACAGCCCAUUACUUUAUGUAGUGGGGUAGAAGAUACAAAACAUUAUGAGGAAGCAAAGAAAUGUGUAGAAGAAUUAGCAUUGUAUCUGAAACCACUCAGCAGUGCUAGAGGAGUAGGUCUGAACAGCACCACUCAGAGUGUUCUGAGUCGCCCAAUGCAGAGGAAAUUGGUGACAUUAGUCCACUGCCAGUUAGUGGAAGAAGAAGGUCGGAUUCGUGCCAUGAGGGCAGCUCGAUCUUUAGGUGAAAGGACUGUCACAGAACUAAUCCUCCAGCACCAGAAUCCUCAACAGCUUUCCUCAAAUCUUUGGGCAGCAGUCAGGGCCAGGGGCUGCCAGUUCCUUGGACCAGCAAUGCAGGAGGAAGCUCUAAAGCUGGUCUUACUGGCCUUAGAAGAUGGAUCUGCUUUGUCUCGGAAAGUCUUGGUUCUAUUUGUGGUGCAAAGAUUGGAGCCACGAUUUCCUCAGGCCUCAAAAACCAGCAUUGGACAUGUUGUUCAGCUACUGUACAGAGCCUCCUGUUUCAAGGUGACAAAACGUGAUGAGGAUUCCUCCUUAAUGCAAUUGAAGGAGGAAUUUAGGACAUAUGAAGCUCUUCGUCGGGAACAUGACUCUCAGAUCGUGCAGAUUGCCAUGGAGGCAGGCUUGCGCAUUGCCCCAGACCAAUGGUCUUCCCUUCUUUAUGGAGACCAGUCACAUAAAUCUCAUAUGCAGUCCAUUAUUGACAAGUUGCAGACCCCAGCCUCAUUUGCACAGAGCGUUCAGGAACUAACAAUUGCUCUUCAGAGGACUGGUGACCCUGCAAACCUGAACCGCCUGCGACCUCAUCUGGAGCUGUUAGCAAAUAUUGACCCUAGUCCAGAUGCCCCUCCCCCAACCUGGGAACAGCUAGAAAAUGGGUUGGUUGCUGUGCGCACAGUGGUGCAUGGACUGGUUGAUUAUAUUCAGAAUCACAGCAAGAAAGGAACAGAUCAGCAGCAGCCUCCUCAGCACAGCAAGUAUAAAACUUACAUGUGCCGAGACAUGAAACAGAGAGGAGGGUGCCCCCGGGGGGCCAGCUGCACAUUUGCACACUCACAGGAUGAAUUGGAAAAAUUUCGUAAAAUGAACAAACGUCUGGUUCCCAGAAGACCCCUGAGUGCCUCCUUAGGCCAGCUCAAUGAGGUGGGCCUACCUUCAGCAGCUAUCCUUUCAGAAGAAGGGGCAGUGGACCUGCCCAGCAGAAAGCCUACUGCCCUGCCGAAUGGGAUUGUGUCAGCAGGGAACACAGUGACACAGCUGAUCCCCCGAGGGACGGACUCCAGCUACGACUCUGGUCUGAAGCCAGGGAAGAUUGAUCACCUGAGCAGCAGUGCUCCUGGAUCCCCUCCUGACCUGCUGGAACCUGGACCCAAGAACAUUUCUGCCUUACCUGUGACUCCUCAUCCUGUACCCCCCAGGGGACCGACAGACCUGCCUUCCAUGCCUGUUACCAAACCUCUUCCUAUGGUACCACGAGGCUCCCAGCUAUACUCAGCACAACAAGCAGAUGUGUUUUAUCAGGAUCCUCGAGGGGCUGCUCCACCUUUUGAGCCAGCACCUUAUCCACCAGGGAUGUACUAUACUCCAACCCCACAAUGUGUCUCCCGCUUUGUCCGACCUCCACCAUCUGCUCCUGAACCUGGUCCUCCAUACUUGGAUCAUUAUCCACCCUACCUCCAGGAUCGUGUAGUAAAUUCCCAGUAUGGGACUCAGCCACAACAGUAUCCAGCCAUAUAUCCACCACAUUAUGAUGGCCGUCGUGUCUAUCCUACACAGUCUUAUCCUCGAGAAGAGAUUUUCCAGGAAAGCCCAGUACCCAUUGAGAUUCCACCUGCAGCUGUUUCACCUUAUGUACCAGAGUCCAGAGAGAGAUACCAGCAAAUAGAGGGUUACUAUCCAGUGGGUCCACAUCCAAGUCAGAUAAGACCAUCAUAUAUCAGAGAGCCUUACAGCAGACUACCACCUCCCCCUCAGGCCCACCCUAGUCUAGAUGAGCUGCAUCGACGGCGAAAAGAGAUCAUGGCCCAGUUAGAAGAGAGAAAAGUCAUCUCCCCACCUCCUUUUGCACCUUCACCAACUUUGCCCCAUUCAUUCCAUCCAGAGGAAUAUUUGGAUGAUGACUUGAAAGUUGCUGGGAAAUACAAAGGGAAUGAUUACAGCCAGUAUUCACCUUGGUCAUGUGACACCAUUGGCUCCUACAUUGGGACCAAAGAUGUAAAACCCAAAGAUGCUGUGGCUGCAGGCAGUGUGGAGAUGACGAAUGUGGACAGUAAAAGUGUGAGGGACCAGCGGCUAGAGCUUCAACGAAGGGCAGCAGAAACCAGUGAUGAUGACCUCAUCCCAUUUGGUGACCGCCCCACAGUUUCCCGGUUUGGUGCCAUAUCUCGAACUUCCAAGACUAUGUAUCAGGGUUCUGGCCCAAUGCAGGCUCUGGCAGCUCAGGGAGCUUCCACCAAAUCAAUAAGCAUUUCUGAUUACAGUCCAUAUGGAGCUCAUGGUGGCUGGGGUGGUUCUCCAUAUUCCCCUCAUCAGACUAUGCCUUCUCAGGGACACUUCACUGAAAGGGAGAGAUUGUCCAUGUCAGAAGUGGCCAGUCAUGGGAAACCCUUACCCUCUGCUGAGAGAGAACAACUGAGACUAGAGCUGCAGCAGUUAAACCACCAGAUUAACCAGCACACCCAGCUUCGAGGACUUGAGGCUGUUAGUAACAGGCUGCUGUUGCAGAGGGAGACGAACACUCUGGCAGGCCAGCCCCCUCCUCAGCCCCCACCACCACCCCCCAAGUGGCCUGGAAUGGUUUCAAGUGAGCAGUUGAGCUUGGAACUACACCAGGUGGAGCGAGAAAUUGGGAAGAGAACUCGGGAACUGAGCAUGGAGAACCAGUCUUCUCUGGACAUGAAAAACAAAUUGGGUCCCAGUAAGCAAGCAGAAAAUGGACAACCAGAACCACAAAACAAGGUUCCAGCUGAGGACCUUGCAUUGACAUUCAGCAGUGAAGUGCCGAAUGGAUCGACCUUAUCACAAGAGAACAUCAGCCUCCUGUCAAACAAGACCUCCUCUUUGACCCUGGCUGAGGAUCCUGAAGGAGGAGGAGAUAACAAUGACUCUCAGAGGACAGGAGUCACGCCCAGCUCUGCUCCCUAACUUGAGAGGGGAGCUGCUUUCUUCUUCCCUCGUUUGGUUUGUGGGGUAGAAGGGCGCAAGAGUGGUGUUCAUAACCUCCAGACCUUCUGCUCUGAGGGUGGCCAGAGAAACCCAGGCAUAGCGGCAGGUUCGGAGACAGUGUGCACAAACACCACUACUGAGAACAAACCCUGCACAUAGUUCACAUUAAUGCGUUUUUUAAUUAAAAAAAAUGAAAAUUAGCAGUAUCUGCAAGCAAUUCAGAUUAAAUUUGUUUUUGUUCUGUGAAUGAACUUUAUUUUAAUAACUUUGGACGCCUUGGAUCCAGGGCUUUAAAAAAAAAAGAAGAAGAAGAUAUUAUAUAUAUACUCUGUUUGAUUAAUUGUAUGAUCUUAAUGAAGUAGGUUUUUCUUUUAUUUUGGUAUUAUUACAUACCCAGUGUAUACUUCUUACCCACAUCCUUCUCUAACUUGCCUCUGUCUUCCCUCUCCCCCUCACUUUCCCCCAAACAAAAACCCAGACCAAAAAGCACCUGGACUUCUUGUGUGAAUUUUAAGGUGCUUG